This is a messenger RNA of Tetrapisispora phaffii CBS 4417, 780 nucleotides long. RefSeq lists its product as uncharacterized. The transcript has a single exon. NCBI's taxonomy places the organism in Eukaryota, Fungi, Ascomycota, Saccharomycetes, Saccharomycetales, Saccharomycetaceae. Bases 1 to 780 code for a protein of 259 amino acids. The record is from RefSeq and is a predicted model, not a curated record.
AUGUCGCAAACGAAGGAUUCCAAAUUUAGGCAACUUUUAAGAAGCCUGAAACGAAAUAAUAAAUCAAAGGAACCAAGGGAUUCAGAUAAGAUAACCUUUAAUAUAAGGGAGAAAUUGCGACACAUUAAAUUUAGAAUACAUAAUAAGAAAUCAUCAAAAUCGCACUUGAAAACUGAGAAGAAAUUUAUCAAACCUCUAAAUAGUAACCACAUAAAUACUGUUAAACCAUGUCUACCAACAUUUGACACUCACUUAAUAAUUAUAGACAGUCCAUUAGAAAUGACCACCCUUGAUCCAGGUAAACGUGUUGGUGACACAGUUUUAGAGAAUAAAUGUAUACAACCUGAGUUCUCGGAUUUUGAGAAAUGUUUGGAUGAAAGGUUUAGGCUACAUGGUGUUAGAAAACAUGCCGUAAUCAACACUAAUUUACCAGAAACAAAAAAAAACAAUAGUAACAUUAUUAAUAUAAAACAAUCCCGAACAAAUAGAAACGAUAUCGAGGUUCUGAGUGGCACAAUACCACACAACAAAUUAGUUAAGAAUAACUUCAUUAGAGGCGCAACGAACUCAUUACAGGAGACUGAAGAAGUAUCUGAAUGUUCAAUCGAGUCUCGUAAUAUGCAUCCAUCUGUUAACGAACUUAUAAGUCUUAUUGACAACGAAUAUGAUUAUUACAAUUCUUUACCGAGGACACUAUUAAUAAAACCUGAUAUGCCAACUAGCGAUAAUAUAUUAUCAUUAGAUAAUACAUUGAUCAGCGAGUACUCAUUGUGUUACUAG